UGGGGAAGGGCAGGGACAGGUGCGGGGGGACCCGAAAUAGCCGGGGGGGGCAGGGCCAGGUGGCACCGGUGGCACCAGUGGCACCAUCACCGGGGGCACUGGGAGGGACUGGGGGGCACUGGGAUAUACUGGGAGAGACUGGAAGAUACUGGGGCAUACUGGGAUAUACUGGGAGGCACUGGGAGGGAGUUUCAGUGUACUGGGGGACACUGGGAACACUGGGGGGGCACUGGGGACACUGGGGACACUGGAGACACUGUGCCCCAACCUGUCCCUCUGUCUCCUCCUUGUCCCUUUGUCCCCCCCGUCCCCCUGUGUCCCCUCCAAGUCCCCCCAUGUCCCCCAAGCCCCCCCCAUGUCCCCACGACACCCAUGUCCCCCUGUGUCCCCCCCAUGUCCCCCAAGCCCCCCCAUGUCCCCAUGACACCCAUGUCACCCCCGUGGCCCCUCCAGGUCCCCCCAUGUCCACUCGAUGUCCCCCUUGUCCCUCUGUCCCCCCCAUGUCCCCCCUUGUCCCUCUGUCCCCCCAUGUCCCCCCCAUGUCCUCCAUGUCCCCGUGCCCCCUCUGUCGCCCCCCCUGUCCCAGUGUCCCUCUGUCCCCCCCGUGCCCAUCUUUGGCCGUGGGUGACACACACGUGUCCCCACACGCAGGUGACAGAGAUUAGCGGGGCCCGGGUGGCACCGCGGGCACGGGAAACUCUGAGUCACAACCGCAGGGGCCGCCGAGGGGGCACCUGGGGGGGCACCUGGGGGGGCACUGACACCCCCUGACCCACCGGGGGACACAGGGCCCAUGGAAGCAGCGGCCGAGGAGGAAGAGGAGGAGGAGGAGGAGGAGGAGGAGGGGGAGGCCCAGGAGAGGCUCCUGCAGCACCUGAUGGUUCAAACAGGGCGGGACCUCCCCCAGUGCCAACUGGAGCGGGACUGGGACAUACUGGGAGAACUGGGCAGUGGCUCCUACGGGCACGUGGUGCUGGCCCAGCCCCGAGACGGGGGUGCGCCAGUGGUGCUGAAGCUGCUGCGGAAGGACCGGACGGGCAGGUGGGGCUUCCUGCGGGAGUUCUGCACCCACCUGUGCCUGCAGGGGCAGCUCACCUGCCUGCAGGUGCUGCCCCUGGCCUUCGAGACCCCCACCCACUUCGGCUUCGCGCAGGAACACGCACCUGCCGGGGACCUGUGUGGGCUGCUCACACCUGGGGUGGGCCUCCCUGAGCCGCAGGUGAAGCGCGUGGCCACCCAGGUGGGCGCGGCCCUGGAUUACCUGCACGGCCACGCCCUGGUGCACCGAGACGUGAAGCUGGACAACGUGCUGGCCUUCGACCCCCAGUGCCAACUGGUCAAACUGGGCGACUUCGGCCUCACCCGCGUCAUGGGCUGGCAGGUGGGGCCCACCUGCGGCUCGGGCCACGCCCCCUACGCCGCACCUGAGCUGUGCCACCUGCGCGAGGCGGAGACGCUGCGCCUGGAGCCCAGCCUGGACUCCUGGGCCUUCGGCGUCCUCCUCUUCGCCCUCCUCACAGGCACCUUCCCCUGGGGGGUGGCUGCGCCCUCGGAUCCCCAGUUCGGGGAGUUCCAGGUGUGGCAGGGCCACACCUGGCAGCCAGGUGGGCUCACGGGCGGGGGGGAGGUGCCACGUGCCUGGCAGGGGUUGGGGGAGGCGGCGCUGGAGAUGCUCCGGAGGCUCCUCCGGCUGGAGCCCGACAGGCGGAGCCACGCCGGGGAGGUGAACAGGUACCUGGACAGGUGCUGGGGAGGGCAGGUGGGGAGGCCUGAGGAGGGUGGGAGCGGGGCAGGCACACCUGGGGGUGGGUCAGACACACCUGAGGAUGUGGAUUCAACUCACCUGGGGAUGGGUCGGACACACCUGCAUGUGGGAGAGAAACACCUGGAGAUGGGUUGGACGCACCUGGGGAUGAGUUAGAAGUACCUGGGAGUGGGUCAGAGACAGCUGGGGAUGGGAUAGACACACCUGGAUAUGGGUCAGAGACACCUGGAUAUGAGUCAGACACACCUGGGGAUGGAUCAGAGACACUUGGGGAUGGGUCAGACACACCUGGAUAUGGUCAGACACACCUGGAAAUGGGAUAGACACAGCUGGGGAUGGGACUGAAACACCUGAGAAUGAGUUGGACACACCUGGAUAUGGGUCUGGAACAUCUGGAGAUGGGUCUCACUCACCUGGAAUGAACUGGAAGCACCUGGGGAUGGGAUAGAAACACCUGGAGAUGGGUCAGACACACCUGGAUAUGGGUCAGAAACAUCUGGAAAUGGGUCUGGAACACCUGGAAGUGGGUUGAAGAACCUGGGAGUGAAUUGGACACACCUGGGAAUGGGACAGAAAUACCCGAACGUGGGCUGGAAACACCUGGAAUGGGCUGGAAACACCUGGAAAUGGGAUAAAAGCAUCUGGAAGUGGGAAUGAAACACUUGGGAAUGGGUUGGAAAUACCUGGAAUGGGAUGGAACCUCUUGGAAGUGGGAUAAAAACAUCUGGAAAUGGGUCCAAAACCACUUGGAAACAGACUGGGAAUACCUGGGAAUGGGAUGGAACUCCUGGAGGUGGGAUAGAAAUGCCUGGAAAUGGGAUGGGAACACUUGGGAAUGGGAUGGAAGCACCUGGAAAUGAGCUGGAAUACCUGGGGACCCCCAAAAAAGGGAGUUGAAUAAAAUUCCCUGUUUUUUGCCUUUUUUUAA
Molecule: messenger RNA, 2693 nt
Organism: Pseudopipra pipra
Lineage: Eukaryota; Metazoa; Chordata; Aves; Passeriformes; Pipridae
Exons: 4
Coding region: 794-1921 (375 amino acids)
Biological process (GO): peptidyl-threonine phosphorylation; peptidyl-serine phosphorylation
Molecular function (GO): ATP binding; protein serine/threonine kinase activity
Source: RefSeq, a predicted model, not a curated record